Messenger RNA from Vitis vinifera (wine grape), 1290 nucleotides. RefSeq names its product phosphoglycerate mutase-like protein 4. The record is from RefSeq and is a predicted model, not a curated record. The coding region runs from base 50 to 961 and encodes 303 amino acids. Gene Ontology annotation, cellular component: cytoplasm; cytosol. Gene Ontology annotation, molecular function: phosphatase activity. The transcript has 7 exons. NCBI's taxonomy places the organism in Eukaryota, Viridiplantae, Streptophyta, Magnoliopsida, Vitales, Vitaceae.
AUCCUAAUACAUUCGAGGCUUGAUCCAUGAAUUUGAAUGGCCCGAAGAAAUGCUGAGGGGCGAGUAUCGGAUUGGCACAAUACCCUUUGAUCAGGUGGCUGGCCGGUCCAUAAGCCGGAAGAAUCCACCUUUGUUUGCAGCGACAUUAAAACAUUUUCCCAAUCUUCGCUUGCAGCGUAGGACUCAACUCCAACGCCGACCUCACCUACUCAGAAUUCCUGAGUCAUUCAUGGCGGACUCGGGUUCCAGGGCUUCUUCUGAAUCUGAUUGCAAUGGUGACCCUAAAUUGGGCCCAGUCGACCCGGGCUAUGCCGAGAUCAUUGUGGUACGUCAUGGCGAAACUGCCUGGAAUGCUGAUGGAAGAAUUCAGGGACACCUGGAUGUUGAAUUAAAUGAAGCUGGGAGACAACAAGCAGCUGCAGUGGCUGACAGACUAUCCAAGGGACCAAGAAUCUCUGCUGUUUACUCAUCUGACUUGAAACGAGCUUUUGAGACAGCACAGGCAAUAGCAACCAGCUGUGGCAGGUUUGAGGUUAUUAAAGAUCCAGACCUACGGGAAAGAAAUUUGGGGGAUCUUCAAGGUCUUGUAUACCAUGAAAUAGCCAAAAUUAAUCCUGAAGCUCACAAAGCUUUUUUAUCUCAUAGGACUGAUCAAGAAAUUCCUGGUGGUGGAGAAAGUCGUGAUCAAGUUUAUCAACGCUGUACAUUGUCCUUGAAAAGAAUUGGCAGCAAGCAUAAAGGAGAGCGUGUGGUUGUGGUCACUCAUGGGGGUGUCAUUCGAGCACUUCACAAGCGGGCUUCUCCAAAUGGACGUGCAGGGAAAAUAAUGAAUACAUCUGUCAAUAUAUUUCACUUGUGUGAUGGGGAUAAGUGGGUCAUAAAAGCAUGGGGCGACAUUAGUCAUCUCGACGAAACUAAAUUUCUGGAGUCUGGUUUUGGUGGGGACAGAACUUCUGGUUGAUUCAUACAUGGCUGACCUUGGCAUUUUGCAGCCACUUGGUUCAAGCAAUGGCAUUCUUGAGUUACAGGAGGGAGAAAGUACUCGGCCUUAAUAAAUUGACUGUUAUUCUCAGUUAUUAUUUCAUCCAUGUGGCCUGGGAGAGGAUUGAUACAUCUUAUACAAGGUGGAUGGAUUUUCACUCCAAACUUUGUUUCUCCACUCCAUACUUAUGAGACAACUUAAAGCAAAAGGUAAUGUAGCAACAGCCAUAUGCCAUUAUUGAUAUUAGAUAAAUUGAUAUUCUCAUGCCAGAUGUUACCAAAUAAUAAAAUGCAAGUAGUCCAUCUGAA